Rhagoletis zephyria (snowberry fruit fly) is the source of this 1005-nucleotide messenger RNA. NCBI's taxonomy places the organism in Eukaryota, Metazoa, Arthropoda, Insecta, Diptera, Tephritidae. The record is from RefSeq and is a predicted model, not a curated record.
AUGGGCGCCUCGGUGGGCGCUCAGCUGGAGACGACCAACCGCGAGGAGUACAUUGAGCCGAUCAAGGAGGCGACGAAGCUCUUCGUCAAGCGAAUCAUGAACCCCCUUCACCAGAAUGAUCUCAUCUACAGCCUCUCAGCAGAAGGGCGAAAGUAUGCCAGCACAGUCAAGCAGAUUCACCGUUUUGUUAGGCAGGUGAUUGACGAGCGAAAGAAGGAAAUUCAGCAAUCGAAUUGCUCAGUCGGUCAGCAGAAUCAGGACAACAACAACUUCUUCACACUGCUCCUUCGAACGCACCAGCAGCAUCCAGCGGAGUUCACGGAGGAGGACAUCUUCGGCGAGGUGAACACCUUCAUGUUCGCCGGCCACGAGACCACCUCUAGCUCCUGUGUGGCCGCACUUCUGCUCAUUGCAGGUGACAAUCGAGUUCAGGAGCUGCUGUUCAACGAACUGGAGGAAGUACUGAAGGACUGUGACGCCUCAGUGGGCAGUGACAUCACCGUGGAGCACCUCAGGCGGCUGCAGUACCUGGAGAUGGUCAUCCAGGAGGCAAUGCGACUCUACUCGCCCAUUCCGCUGAUGGUCAAAAAGGUACAGCGCGACCUGGUGGUCAACGGGUACACCGUGCCGGCGGGCUGCUCCGCCCUGGUCUGCUUCACCCUCCUCCACAAUGAUCCAGGCGUUUUCAACCACCCAUCUCCUCACGCCUUCUACCCUGAACGGUUUAGCUCGGAAAGCGAACUCCACCGAAUGCCCUACGCCUUCAUGCCCUUCUCCGUGGGGCCCAGAUCGUGCAUCGGCAAAAGCUUUUCCCUGCUCGAAAUGAAGCUGGUCCUGGCGGCCAUUAUUAGAAGGUACCACUUGACGGCGAUCACAAGGCGGGACGAGAUGCGGCUUGGAUUUGCCGCAGUGCUCAAAGUUAGCUCACCCGUGUUGAUUCGUUUUGAAGAUCGACAGAAGAGGACUACUAGUGUAAAAUCGGAUGCUAACAGUAACACUUGCUAA